AUGAGGCAGGCCAAAUUAGUAGUACAUCAACAUUAAUAGACAGAGUUUCACAUUUACGAAAAAACCGAGAAAAUGAUGCGUCAAAAGCAAUUAUUAAUAUUGAAAAUUCAAUGAACCUUGAUAUUUGCUUCGUUCUGGACUGUACAAGCUCUAUGUUUCCUUAUAUCAAAGCAGCGAAAGAGCAUAUAUUAAAAGUGGCUAGUUAUGUAAACAGCAAUAAUUCAAAUAUCAAAUUAUGGGUUGGUUUCUGUGGUUAUCGUGAUUAUUAUAAUCAUAGUGAUCGCUUACAAAUUUUUGAUUUUACUAACUCACUCGAGAAAUUUAAAACGUAUUUAACCAAUAAAGUGAUGGCUAUACCUAACGAUGAUAACCCGGAAGAUGUUUUAGGUGGUCUUAAUGCCGCAAUAACUGAGAUGACAUGGAGCUAUGCCACUCGCAUUAUUAUUCAUAUCGGCGAUGCACCACCACAUGGUCGUCGUUUUACUAACUUAGCUGAUAGAUAUCCAGAUGGUGACCCGGAUGGUCUAACUGCUGAAAAUAUACUAAAGAAAAUGCAAUUAAAAAAGAUUUUAUACCAUUUUGGAAAAAUCAAUGAUUCUACCGAUGUUAUGAUUAAUGUAUUUCGAGAAAUAAUUGGAGAAUUUCCUAUAUUUGAUCUUAUGACUACAGAAAAUAAUCCUGAGGUAUUGGUCAAUAAAUUUUGCAAGGCUACUUCCUCAGCCAUCUUUUCUUCUAUUACACUAACUACAACUUUAAGAAGCUCGAAAAGCAUUUGCUCUUUGCAACGAAAAAAACUUCAAAUCAAUCCGCGCGAACCUGAUUGGGCUACUCAACCAGAGAAAACAGGAAAAAUCUUAUGUCAUAUUCCACCUAAAACUUUGGCUGAAGUUAAAGAUGAAUAUUAUUUUAUAAAUUCAAACUUUAUUGAAAAAAGCAUAUCUUUUAAGCUUGCACCGCAACCAUUCUCUGUUGGUGCUGAACGAUAUGCACAUUUUGCACUUGACACAAGCCUUGGACAAGCCAAUAAAUUAGUGAUAAAAAAGUAUCACGAUAUUAAAAUAGGUACAAUAGAAAGGUAUUUAGAAUCAGCAGAAAUUUAUAAUGUUGCUUAUUUUUUAUCAACAGAAUUCAAUAUUGCCGCAGAGCGGGUUGGUGUUAAUAAAAAAGUUACAUUUAUUGAUGUAAGAGUCUUAUACGACGAGACCGAUAAUACCUGUUACUCUAUGGAAAAAUAUAUCAAUAUCGCGGUGUUUAAAAAGUUUAACGCAAAUAGUGGUCUAAUUACCGAAUUUCAUUCCAUUCUCGAGGCAUUUGCUCAUUUUACAUAUAAAUACACUAAGGGAUAUUUGAUUUGGAAACACAAACUUAGGAAAGAGUGGAAUUCAAAAAUGUUUUUUGGCAAAUCAUAG
Molecule: messenger RNA, 1409 nt
Organism: Cetraspora pellucida
Lineage: Eukaryota; Fungi; Glomeromycota; Glomeromycetes; Diversisporales; Gigasporaceae
Source: the annotation of a GenBank genome assembly